Messenger RNA from Mixia osmundae IAM 14324, 1821 nucleotides. RefSeq lists its product as uncharacterized. The transcript has 3 exons. Gene Ontology annotation, molecular function: coenzyme A diphosphatase activity. The coding region runs from base 27 to 1562 and encodes 511 amino acids. NCBI's taxonomy places the organism in Eukaryota, Fungi, Basidiomycota, Mixiomycetes, Mixiales, Mixiaceae. The record is from RefSeq and is a predicted model, not a curated record.
GUCCUCCCGCUGACCGCCGACAGAGGAUGAGCAGCACAGUGCUCGUACAGCGUCUCCAUACGGCGCUUAGACGGAUUCACGAGACCGAAGCCAAGCUCAUCGCUUCGUCAGAGUCUGCUCAGACUGCUAGCCAUGGCACUCCCAGAACGAGCAGAAGCGCCUCACAGAGCGAAUUGGGACCCAUUCCGGGUUCGAGUACGGGCAUCGAUACCCCUGCGAGAGAUUUGCCAGUACCCAUCCAAUCAAGUACAAGAUCACGCCAAGCGAGCGUGGCGAUUGUGCUGCGCAUACGACCAGCCAAUGAUAUUUUGAGUCAAGGUCUUUCUUCGACCCCAUCCGCAAGCUCGAGCGCUUCGGACGCUGCUACUUCGCCACAAGAUGACCGAGCGGGUAUCUCAAGAUCCGGUAACAGUUCAUCGUCGCUCAUCAGAAUAGAAGACCACACCCGACCCCUCACGUCGGCAACAUUGGAGAGCGAAGCGUCCACGCGGCAAGCCAGUGCGAAUGACGAGAUGCUACAACGACUGGACGCCUUCUUUGCGCAAGAGUGGGUCAAGACGGGUACACCCGAGAUACUCUACAUCAAGCGAGCAAGUCGAGCGUCUGACAAAUGGUCCGGCCACGUCGCCUUUCCGGGUGGGCGCAGAGAGCCAGACGACGAGGGCGCACUUUACACAGCUCUGCGAGAAAGCUGGGAGGAGGUAGGCAUCGAUCUAGCCGAACGCGAGGUCUUGUCAGUCGGUCAGCUGGAUGAUAGGGAGAUUACGACAAGUCUGGGCAAACGACUUCUCAUGAUUCUAUCACCAUUUGUGUUUCUACACACGAGUCCUGACAGGCCUGUGCCUGAUCUACAACCGUCUGAGGUCGCGUCAGCUCACUGGAUACCUUUGUCCUUGCUUCAUCUGCCCCAGGUACGCUGGUCAGAUGUCAAGAUCGACGUCAGCAAGCGAAUGGCUCCGAGAAGUACGUUGAUACGAUGGGCGCUGAAGGGUCUCGUUGGCAACAUGUACUUUCGCUGUAUCCUGCUUCCCAAUGACCCUGUCGCAAUCGGUCAGAUCAGCCCCGACGAUGAGCUAGGUGCGAGACGACCCGAAUUGCGUCUCUGGGGUCUCACUCUGGGCAUGACGCUAGAUGUCAUCUCGCACAUGACCGACAGACCGAUAGAGGCACUAGAGACUUCACCUGCGACUUACCCACUCAAUCCUGCUUUGCCUAGCGUUUCCCAGUCAAACGCAGGACGCAAAUCUUCGCAGAUCGCGCCGCCCGUCUCGAGCAUCUUCCCCAGAUUUACCUUUUGGGAUAUCAAUUUCUGGAUCUACGUCCUCGGUUGGCGAUACCGUCGUCUGGUCGAUCAAUGGCAUGCUCGAGAAGCGCUGUCUGGCGCGGCGGACAGACGUACCAAUUGGGCAGGCCUGGCGCUAGGGUCAUACUACAGCGCGCUCAGAAAGGCACUCAUCGUCGCCAUUCUGAUUCGGGCGACUGUGGUCACAUCUCUCACCAGUGCAGGAGCAUAUUGGCUCGUCAAGCGAUGGCGAGCACGGCAAAAGAUGAUUGCAUUGUAAAUGUCGCGCAUCCCGACAAGACCAUUGCGAGUAUGUUUGAGCAUACACUGCGUGCGGUGCGAGAUACACAAAGAUGAUCUGGCUUCAUAUGUAGAAAAGAAGGAACCAACAAGCGUGAGCACUGGCUGUGAUUCGGCAAAGCGAAGCGUUGCAAACUUUUCAUCUGAGAGAUUUACUGGCUACGAUGGCCACCAAAAGGUACAGCAAAGGCAUGCAUACAUACCGCUCUUGGCUUGCAAGUCAGACUCAUCUAGAUACC